Molecule: messenger RNA, 720 nt
Organism: Spinacia oleracea (spinach)
Lineage: Eukaryota; Viridiplantae; Streptophyta; Magnoliopsida; Caryophyllales; Amaranthaceae
Product: non-specific lipid-transfer protein A-like
Exons: 3
Coding region: 105-479 (124 amino acids)
Biological process (GO): lipid transport
Molecular function (GO): lipid binding
Source: RefSeq, a predicted model, not a curated record
CCCACUAUUCCUUUCUCAAACACACACAAACACAAACACAAACACAUCUUUCCUGUACUACACUACUUCCUCUUCUGCUAAGCUACAUUACAAACUACAAUAUUAUGGCAAACAAAAUGACUUGUUUUCUUGGUUACAUUGCUGUACUGACCUUACUAUUUGCAAGAUCAACCCUUUGUGCAGAUACUGCGCCUUCAUGCCCAGAUGUGGUAUCAUAUACUGCCCCUUGUUUACCGUACAUUUCACACACCUCUGCUUCGCCUUCAGAUAUCUGUUGCACUGGGGUUCAGAAUGUGGCCAACAUGGCGAUGACCCAUGAUAACCAGGUCUCCAUUUGCAGUUGUUUGAAGACUGAAAUGGCUGCCUUUACUUAUGAUCCUGCUCUUGUUGCUUCUCUGCCUAGCAAAUGUGCAGUCAACCUGAACUUCCCUCCUAUCAGCUCAGACACUGACUGCUCCAAGAUUAGUUUUGGGAACUGAAUGAAGUGCAAGCUACACAUUUAGUGUUUACACUGCAGUUUUGCAAGUGCUGCUAAAAUAAGUGCUCUCCUGAACAGUUAAGAAAGAUCAUCAAUAAUGUUAGCAUAUUACGGAUUUGAGAAGGAAUAAACAUCAUUAUGCUACUUAGAUCAAAUAAUAAUAGAUUUUGCUUUCAAAUUAUUGUUUUCGAGUUACUUGAAACAGAUGAUCAAUUAUCUUAAUAUCAAUGGGUCUCUUUUGA